AUGGGGCUGUCGUCCUGCGAAAGCGGGGAGCCCCUGGAGGUUCGGGAGCAGAGGAGGGUCGGUUUCCAGUCGUCUCCAAGAGCGUUGCCCCCUCAGCCGGCCUCGCGAGAUGGUUCGCUCCACCCGCGCACUGCUCAACGGUUCCCAGGCGGGCCCGCUGAGCACCGGAAUCAGCGCCGCCGGCUGCAACGCUGCGCGCGGAGCCGGCAACCGCGCUGA
Messenger RNA from Rangifer tarandus platyrhynchus (Svalbard reindeer), 219 nucleotides. The record is from the annotation of a GenBank genome assembly. NCBI's taxonomy places the organism in Eukaryota, Metazoa, Chordata, Mammalia, Artiodactyla, Cervidae.